AUGGCAGACACCGCUGUCAGCAAGGAUGCCGCCAUCGAAGAUGACCUGCAAUAUGGCGCGUCAAAGGCGGAGCUAGACGACAAGUCCGAAACCAGCCUUCCAAGGGGAGAGCACUCGCUGACGACCAAAGAACUGUACCAGGAGCUUUUCAACCCUCUUAACGAGAACAAGAAACAGCCGACUGCAGGACCUGGGGGGCGCAAGCAAGGGCCUCGUGGCCAGAUGAAGCUGUCGCCGCAUGAACAGAGGCGCCAUGUCAUUGAGAGAUUCGUCACGAGAUGGAGGAAAGAAGUCGGCCAUGAUUUCUACCCCGCGCUGAGGAUUAUUCUCCCCGACAAAGACCGCGAUCGUGGCGUGUACGGCUUAAAGGAGAAUGCCAUUGGCAAGUUGCUUGUCAAAUUGAUCAAGAUUGAUAAGAACUCGGAAGAUGGGUACAAUCUGCUCCACUGGAAACUGCCGGGUCAGACAACGGCUUCUCGUCUUGCGGGCGACUUUGCUGGGCGCUGCUUCGAGGUGAUAUCCAAACGACCCAUGAGGAUAGAGCCCGGCGAUAUGACCAUCGCCGAGGUCAACGUCCAGCUUGACAGACUGGCGGCGUCCGCCGGCGAGCAAGAGAAUCUGCGGGUCUUUGAGGUCUUUUACAACCGUAUGAAUGCCGAAGAAAUCAUGUGGAUCAUCCGCAUCAUUCUAAAGCAGAUGAAGGUUGGCGCAACCGAGAGGACUAUUUUGGAUCUAUGGCACCCUGACGGUGAAGCACUGUUCUCCGUGUCUUCGAGUCUGAAAAGAGUGUGCUGGGAGCUCCAUGAUCCAUCAACACGCCUGGAGCAGGAAGAAGCGGGCAUUGCCCUGAUGCAGUGUUUCCAGCCGCAGCUUGCCCAAUUCCAGCUGUCGACCUCUUUCCAGAAGAUGACUGAGCUCCUGCGGCCUACCGAGGACGACCCAGAGUACUGGAUCGAGGAGAAGCUCGAUGGCGAGCGUAUGCAGAUGCACAUGGUUGCGGACGCAGAUCACCCAGGCGGCACCCGCUUUUGCUUUUGGUCACGCAAGGCCAAGGAUUACACGUACCUCUACGGCAAUGGUUUCCAGGAUGAUCAGUCUUCGCUGACGCGGCACCUUGGACAUGCCUUUACCUCGGGCGUACGCAACCUGAUUCUGGACGGCGAGAUGAUCGAGUGGGACAUGGAUGUGGACAAGAUUGUAGCGUUUGGCACCCUGAAAACGGCCGCCCUCUCGGAAUGCAGUAACAACUCCACGUCGGACAAUGCAGGCCAUCGGCCCAUCUUUCGUGUAUUCGACAUUCUUUACCUCAACGACAAGCAGCUCACGCAAUACACGCUUCGAGAUCGAUUCAAGGCCCUGGAGAGGGCGGUCAAACCAGUACACCGCCGCCUCGAGAUUCAUCCUCACACGGUUGCCACGGGUCCCGAUGCUAUCCAGCCUCUGUUACGCGACGUGGUCGCCAACGCAUCGGAAGGACUCGUCCUUAAGAACCCGCGCUCCAUGUAUCGUCUGAACAGCCGCAACGAUGAUUGGAUCAAGGUGAAGCCUGAAUACAUGGACGAGUUUGGUGAAUCACUCGACUGCGUGGUCAUUGGCGGCUACUAUGGCUCUGGAAGGAGAGGAGGCAAUCUAUCCAGCUUCCUGUGCGGUCUCCGCGUCACUCAGAAUCACAUACGUGCGGGUGCAAACCCCGAGAAGUGUUUCAGCUUUUUCAAGGUCGGCGGUGGCUUCAAAGCCGAUGAUUAUGCACUGAUCAGACACAAGACAGAGGGGAAGUGGAUUCCCUGGGAUCGGAAGAACCCGCCAAGUGAGUACAUUGAACUCGGCGGUGGGGAGGCCAAGCAGUACGAGCGCCCGGAUGUGUGGAUCAGACCGAGCAAUUCGUUUGUCGUAUCGGUAAAGGCGGCGAGUGUUGGGGCCAGCGAUCAAUUUGCGAGAGGAUUCACACUUCGAUUUCCGCGCCUACGACGGCUUCGACCGGACCGGCCCUGGGACUCGGCGCUUUCGUUGGAGGAGUUUCAGGAGCUGCGCAAGAAGGUAGAUGAAGAGUUCCAUGAGAAAGCCAUGACAUUGGAGAACCGCCGGAGGAAAAGUACGAAGCGGGUCAAGAGAGACCUCGUCAUUGCAGGCGAAGACGCCGCACCAGCGGAAUUUGCCGGCGAAAGGGGACAGAUCUUCAAGGGCUUGGAGUUCUGCAUCCUUUCCGAAUCACUGAAGCCUUUCAAGAAGACCAAAACAGAACUCGAAACACUCAUCAAAGAAAAUGGCGGACUUAUUUCCCAACGCGCCGCGCCGGGUACCAACAUGAUACUCGUUGCAGGCAAGAGGGUCGUCAAAGUGGCCAGUCUGAUGAAGAGUGGCGACGCCGACUUGAUCUCGCCUAGAUGGAUCCAAGACUGUCUCGACUCGAGCGACCGCACUUUUGCCCUGCCAUUUGAGCCACGGCACCUCUUUCAUGCUUCCGAGGCUCUGAAGAUGGCGGCGGAAGAAAACACAGAUCAGUUCGGGGACAGCUACGCCAGAGAUGUGUCCACUGAUGAACUCAGGGACAUUCUCGCGGAUAUGCCCAUACACGAGGACAUUGGUGCUUUCGGCAGGCGCCAGUUCCUCGAAGACUUGGAAAAGAGGGGUAAAGGCUUGAACGAUCUUCACGGGAUGAUCUUGGAGCGAAGCGUUGUGCACCUCAAAGCAGUCGAGGACUCUGACUUGCCCAAUCUCAAGAAGCUGGUCAAUUGGAUCCGAUUCUCGGGAGGUCGGGUUGCCGAGGGCAUGGAAGACGCGGAUGUCACACACAUCGUCCUGAUAGCUGAGGAUCCGAUGCAAGCCGGUGAAGCGGCAGACACUAUCCGCAAAGCCCUGUCCAAGAGGAGCCAGAUACCCCGACUUGUUCGCGGGCAGUGGGUGGAAGACUGUUGGAAGGAGAAGACUUUAGUUGACGAGGAACCCUAUGCUAUUCUAUGA
Emericellopsis cladophorae is the source of this 2961-nucleotide messenger RNA. Its product is annotated as DNA ligase-like protein. Gene Ontology annotation, biological process: nucleotide-excision repair, DNA gap filling; DNA biosynthetic process; DNA recombination. Bases 1 to 2961 code for a protein of 986 amino acids. Gene Ontology annotation, cellular component: DNA ligase IV complex. Lineage: Eukaryota; Fungi; Ascomycota; Sordariomycetes; Hypocreales; Bionectriaceae. Gene Ontology annotation, molecular function: ATP binding; DNA ligase (ATP) activity; DNA binding. The transcript has 2 exons. The record is from RefSeq and is a predicted model, not a curated record.